GUCGCAAUAUUUCACGUACAUGCUGCAUUGUGCGAGAAGGAGGAGAAUUUCAGAACCUGAAGUGAGCCAGAAGCGUUUAGUCACACUAUAUAGUUAAGUUUCCGAGAACGGCAGCAAAUUUAUAACUUACAGUCUGAUUUGCUUGCGAUAGCAGGUUGCAAAGCAAGGGUUGGACGGAAAUUAAUAUGUUCAGCCCGUCACAUUGAGUCUCCCAUAGGCAGACUUCCUCCUGUUUGGCCCGUCAUGCUGUGUACCUCAGACCUUACUCCGAGUCCCCGGUUCCUUCCAACAACUUCAAACCCUCACAGCAUUCACAACGAAUUAGACCCCAGACUCUACUCUCAACAUGUUCGCUUCAGCUUAUCUUUAGGCAUCGCUCAGACACUCGUGGAGAAGAUAUUAUUUGGAACAGAUAGAUUUACAAACCUGAAGAACAAAGAUUCUAAGUAUGUGGAUGAAGGUGUACAAAGCAUGUUCCAGCCCAAUCAUGAAUCUACCCAAAGAGACAGAUGGGUGGGUUGCGAGGGUGGGUGGCCAGCAGGUCGGGUCCACAAGAGGGCAGAUAGGCUACUAUGCGAUGCGUACCAUGACCUGAGAAUAGCUGUGACGGUGCAAGAGGGAGUACCAGUGGUGGGUGGGAAAAGAAAGGCUCAACAACAUGUUGGUUGUCGAGCAGCUAAGGUGGACGAGCAGAAAGAAGCACUAACGGCUCGCUCUGGAACCGGAGGGGGAAAGGAACUCUGUCGAGGAAGAUGUAUAGGUCAUGCCUGUGUCAUUGGGUGCGGACAGACUAUGGACAGACUAGGGUAUAGGCAGCAUACGCGGUGCUACAGGAGAAUCCUCAAGUGCUACCAGCCCAGAACAGGGUCCAAGGCCUGUGAACGUUAACCACAGCUGAUCAUGAGGAGUGCGAGGGGAAAGGAAGAAAGGGGUCGUCUGGGUAAAGGGUUACGCGUCGUCGAAGAUGGGCUGAAGUUCAGAUUGGCGUUUGUCACAGCCUCACACCUAGAGUCCCCAAUUA
Messenger RNA from Suillus subaureus, 1021 nucleotides. RefSeq lists its product as uncharacterized. The transcript has a single exon. The record is from RefSeq and is a predicted model, not a curated record. NCBI's taxonomy places the organism in Eukaryota, Fungi, Basidiomycota, Agaricomycetes, Boletales, Suillaceae. The coding region runs from base 244 to 888 and encodes 214 amino acids.